AUGAGUAAAGCUGCACAAUUUGUUUCAUUCCACAAUUUGCAACGUACACCUCCAAUCUCCAAACCUCUCAUGCAUCUCUAUCACUUCUUCUUGGCGACCAUGGUCAUCCUGGUGAUGAGUACUGAAGUCUUCACUGAAAAAACUAUGCAAACAAGUUCGAAUGUCAAUCAGCUUCGUACUACGGAGCCUGCAGCAUCUGAUGAUGCCGCGACCAGCAACGAAGAGCGCCAUUACACUAUAGCUGUACCUCCGAACAUUGUACAAUCAAAAGCAGCCAAAGAAUUUACGACAGUCACCACCUACGACAAUAAUGGCUUAUUGCAACGCGUUGUCAAAUGGAUAGACACUUGGUUCAUAAAUUUCAUGUCGUAA
Molecule: messenger RNA, 372 nt
Organism: Plasmopara halstedii
Lineage: Eukaryota; Oomycota; Peronosporomycetes; Peronosporales; Peronosporaceae
Exons: 1
Coding region: 1-372 (123 amino acids)
Source: RefSeq, a predicted model, not a curated record